Molecule: messenger RNA, 4781 nt
Organism: Talpa occidentalis (Iberian mole)
Lineage: Eukaryota; Metazoa; Chordata; Mammalia; Eulipotyphla; Talpidae
Gene: SHOC2
Product: SHOC2 leucine rich repeat scaffold protein
Exons: 9
Coding region: 430-2178 (582 amino acids)
Molecular function (GO): protein binding
Source: RefSeq, a predicted model, not a curated record
CCCUCCGCUCGGGGCCGAGGGACGCUCGCUUCACCUCGUCGCUCCGGUCGAGAAUGGGCACUUCCUGGGGUGCAGGGGGCGCAGGAGACUCCCACCCUUCCGCCAUACCUCUAUUCGGAAGUGCCAUAUGCAACUUCCGGGCAGGACAGGGAUUUUCGGAGCCCUAAACUCUUGUUCACCUUGAAAUCCUAAUGAAUCAUUGAUUGACCAGCACCAUUUACCACUUGGAAUGAAUUGCCAGAAAUGGGCAUAGUGCUUUUAACGACAACAUGUAACAGAUGGCUGUUACUCCAUGGUGAUUACUUUUUCAAGCCAGCACCUUUUCUGAUUGUGUAGGAUCUUUGUCUCUUCAUCUUCGAAUUUCAAUUACUUUUGUUGGCAAAUAAGAUAAAAGGAGUUCAUGUAGUUUUUGUCCGAGGUUGAGUAACCAUGAGUAGUAGUUUAGGAAAAGAAAAAGACUCUAAAGAGAAAGAUCCCAAAGUACCAUCAGCCAAGGAAAGAGAAAAGGAGGCAAAAGCCUCUGGAGGUUUUGGGAAAGACAGCAAAGAAAAAGAACCUAAGACCAAAGGGAAAGAUGCCAAAGACGGGAAGAAAGACCCCAGCACUGCCCAGCCAGGGGUGGCUUUUUCAGUUGACAAUACGAUCAAAAGACCAAAUCCAGCACCUGGGACUAGGAAAAAAUCUAGUAAUGCAGAGGUGAUAAAAGAGCUCAACAAAUGCCGAGAAGAGAAUUCAAUGCGUUUGGACUUAUCCAAAAGGUCUAUACACAUAUUGCCACCGUCAAUCAAAGAAUUGACUCAAUUAACAGAACUUUAUUUAUAUAGCAACAAAUUGCAGUCCCUUCCUGCUGAGGUGGGCUGUCUAGUAAAUCUCAUGACACUGGCUCUGAGUGAAAAUUCACUUACCAGUUUGCCUGACUCUCUUGAUAACUUGAAGAAGCUGCGGAUGCUUGAUUUACGGCAUAAUAAACUGAGAGAAAUUCCUUCAGUGGUGUACAGGCUAGAUUCUCUCACCACUCUCUACCUUCGCUUCAAUCGUAUAACUACUGUGGAAAAGGACAUCAAAAACCUGUCAAAACUCAGCAUGCUCAGCAUUCGAGAGAACAAAAUCAAACAACUACCUGCUGAAAUUGGUGAAUUAUGUAACCUCAUUACGCUGGAUGUAGCUCACAAUCAACUUGAACACCUUCCAAAGGAGAUUGGAAACUGUACACAGAUAACCAACCUUGACUUGCAGCACAAUGAACUGCUAGACCUCCCAGAUACUAUAGGAAACCUGUCCAGCUUAAGUCGUCUUGGUCUGAGAUAUAACAGAUUGUCAGCAAUACCCAGAUCAUUGGCAAAAUGCAGUGCACUUGAAGAAUUAAAUUUAGAGAAUAAUAACAUCUCUACUUUACCAGAGAGUCUUUUAUCAAGUCUUGUGAAACUGAAUAGUUUGACCUUAGCUAGAAAUUGCUUCCAGUUAUAUCCAGUAGGUGGUCCAUCUCAGUUUUCUACCAUCUAUUCCCUGAACAUGGAACACAAUCGAAUCAAUAAAAUCCCAUUUGGAAUUUUCUCCAGAGCAAAAGUAUUAAGUAAGCUGAAUAUGAAGGACAAUCAGUUGACAUCACUUCCCUUGGAUUUUGGAACUUGGACUAGUAUGGUAGAAUUGAAUUUAGCCACCAAUCAGCUUACAAAGAUCCCUGAGGAUGUGUCUGGUCUCGUUUCUCUUGAAGUUUUAAUAUUAUCAAACAAUCUUCUAAAGAAGCUUCCCCAUGGUCUUGGAAACCUUAGGAAGUUAAGAGAGUUGGAUCUAGAGGAGAACAAAUUAGAAUCCUUGCCAAAUGAAAUUGCUUAUCUUAAGGAUUUACAGAAAUUAGUUCUGACAAACAACCAGUUGACCACUCUCCCCAGAGGCAUUGGCCAUCUUACCAAUCUCACACAUCUAGGCCUAGGAGAGAACCUGCUUACUCAUCUUCCUGAGGAAAUUGGUACACUGGAGAACCUAGAAGAACUGUAUUUGAAUGACAACCCCAACCUGCAUAGCCUUCCCUUUGAGCUGGCUCUUUGCAGCAAGCUUUCAAUCAUGAGUAUUGAGAACUGUCCACUCAGUCACCUUCCGCCUCAGAUUGUUGCUGGGGGUCCUUCCUUCAUCAUUCAGUUCCUAAAGAUGCAGGGUCCAUAUCGUGCCAUGGUCUGAUACAAAUCUGCUGGUCCCACACACUGUUCAAAAAUAGACUGCCAUCGAUGUUUCAUAUCUAUAUCUGUAUCUAUUUAUGUAGAUAUCGAUAUAUUUGGCAGAUUUAUAAAGACUGCAUUAUGUGUUUAUGCUAAUAGAGGAAUCAUAGCCAUUUAGAUUUUUUUUUAAUUCUGUACAAAAAGCUUGUGUAAGUUUUCUUUGCUGAACUGAAAGACAUUUUUCUGUUGUGUAAUAUGAUAACGCCAGUUUGCUUAAAACAUUUGCCAACAGAUUGUGAAGUUAAUAAAUUUAAGGGACAGAGGUAGUAUGGUUAGAUAUACUUUUUCUUAGCAAAAAUAAUUGGCAAGCAAAUUUUGUUACAACUCUUCAUAUACAUUUUCCCCUUACCAAUUGUCAGAUCUUUAUAGUAUUAUAGGCCCUGAAGUUAGAAUUUUUCUUUUAACUUAUUUUGAAAUUUGAGAUUUAAAUUUUAUAUAUUGUUUACAGUCAGAGUAAAUCACUGGAUUUUUUUAAUUGUUUUGAUUUGCUCUGUUUUAAUCAUUCACAUCUAGAGUUUAUAUACUCUGCUUACCAAUUUGCAUCAGCUCUUUUAAAGAUAUUUGCUUGUUGAAACAACUGGCAAAGUGAAAAAAUACAGUCAAAAAUUCUAGAAUUCCUUUCAUCGUGUUUCUUGGUUCACUUACAAAGCAGAAUAUCUGAAGUGAGUUUUGGGUUGGCGGGGAGGGCUUGGGCACAUUUCCUGGUAAAACUAUCUUAAGUUUGGGGGAACAGAAGCUUACAGUGCAAAUGAGUUUUCAUUCCUGAAAGUUGCAGAUCCACAAAAAUAAUAAUUUUGGGAAAAAUAUGCAUAAACACACACAUUCUAUAUGUGUAUAUACAAUGCUAUAUAGAUAUGUAUUUAUAAUAUCAUAAACAACAAUAGGUAACUUUAAGGAUUUCUCCCUAUCCUUAUACAAUGAAAUGAAUGUUUUCCUUUGAACACUGCAAUAUAUGUAUGUUUCAAGGUUAUUUAACAGUGUACUAUGGUUUUAUAUCUUGACUUGCCUUGCACAUCUUUCAAUUCUGGAAUAUCUGCGUCUAAGCACAAUAUCUUCACACUGUGCUGUUUUGCUGCUGAACUAAAUGCACUUUUCCCCACAUGUGGGGCACUGGCUUCAAACAACUCAGUUCAGUACCAUUCAUUUUAAUCUCAUCUUUCCUUUCUUGGUGGUUGUUAAUACAAUGAUGGAAAAAGAGGCACAUUGCAUAGAAAUCAUUGAUAGUUCAGUGGAGUUCUGUAAGAUGUGCAUGUGCUAUUUGAUAUGUUUUCUUUUGCUUUACUGCUUUGAAGGCUAGCAGUAUUGUAAAUGUGUGCCCCUUAUACAGUACUCUUACCUUGGUAGUGUUGAUCGAAGUCAAUUUUAAUUAUUGAAAAGUCUCACAGAGCAAGUGCAUUCUAGAUAUCAUCCUAAAAAAAAACACUUCCCAUAUAAGGAAACCUAUUAUGUGUAAUUAUGUAUUGCUGCUUGGUUUAAUUUUCCUCCAUUUAGAUGUGCAUUGUGUUUUAAAUAAACCAAUUUUGAAUUAAGGCUAUAAUAUUAAGAUAGAAAUUUGAAGUGUUGUUUUGCUUUUCCUGGCACUCAAAUUCAGGGCUAAGCUUGAGGUCAAACCUUUAUUUGUAAUUGGCAAUUUUUUAAGGAGCAACUAAGAAAUGGAAGACAGGUAAAGAUAUAAAACCGUAGAAUGCUUAAAUGUGCUGUAAAACUAUUGUAGAUGUCACUGGAUUUUACCAAGUAAUAUCCUUUCUUCUUUUUUUCCAUCUACUGUGGCUUUUCAGUUAAAGUUUUGUUUAUAAAAGGAAUUUGUUUAUUAUAGCUCUACCUAGAGCUUGUGUGUAUGUGUGGUUUUUUAAAAUCUCAUAUCCAAGUGUGUUUAUAUAUUAAGAUGAUGAAACUUGAACUUUAAAGUCAGUAACCUAGUAUCUUUUCUUGAAAAAUAAUAUGGCUGUUGUUUCUUAAAAUGAAAAUAGAUACGGUUUUUAAAAUAUUUUGGUUCCCCUACCUUCAUUUAUGUUAGUCUAUAAUGAAAGUGCUGACUCAUCAUAGUCUACAUGUAGCAGGGAUAUUACACACAAACCAUAUAUAGCUGAGGAGUUAGAAUUUGUUCUAAGAAGCAUAAAACAUGUGUCUUAUAUAUGGUUGUCACCUUGUAAGAGACCAUGAAUUUCAUCCAUCACUUCUUCCAACAAGAAACUUAAAUAGACUCUGAUUGGGAUAUUGUUAAAUAAAGGUAUUUGAUACUGAGUUUGAAUAUAAUAAGACAUAUUGUUGAAUAACUACAUAUGAGCUAAUACUUCUCCUGGACUACCUUGGGACUGAUUGGCACAUUGAAAAGUUCUCUUUCUUUUAAAGAAAUUAGCUUUAGUUUCUUCAUGGGGCAAAGUAAAUAAUUAAAAAAAGUCAAAGAGUGGUACAUUAUAAAAUCAUUGCUUAGACUUUCUUUUUGUUAAUAUAUAGUAGCAAAAUGACAGUGUCAAACAGUCCUUCCUGUGUUUUUUUUUUUAAUUUUUUUAAAAGAUUGAUUUAUUUUUGUGUAGAAGAACUGAGGUGUAGGCCAGAUAUGCU